This is a messenger RNA of Opisthocomus hoazin, 3573 nucleotides long. The record is from RefSeq and is a predicted model, not a curated record. NCBI's taxonomy places the organism in Eukaryota, Metazoa, Chordata, Aves, Opisthocomiformes, Opisthocomidae.
AUGGCAUGUAAUAUAUUGCCUGCAGCCACAAAUGUUGAAAGUCUGGUUCAGGUGUUGCUGCACUAUACCACAUUCUCCUGCUUUCACAGUCCAGCUGGUUUAACUACUUAUUUUCAUCCUGGAAUAAACCUGAAGAAAGUCCAUUCUUACAGCAUCAAACUCUAUGAAAAGCUGGAAGAAGAAACUGGACAGGCGGUGGGGUUUCAUCAGCCUGGCAGCAUCAGAAUUGCUUCAACUCCUACUAGAGUGGAUGAAUUCAAAUACCAAAUGACUCGUGCUGGUUGGCACCCAACAGAGCAGUACCUAAUCACACCUGAGAAAGUACAAGAGCUGUUUCCCUUAUUGAACAUGGAUAUGGUUUUAGCUGGCCUAUAUAACCCUGGAGAUGGUCAUAUUGAUCCCUAUUCUCUCACUAUGGCCUUGGCUGCUGGAGCCAGAAAAUACGGUGCCCAGUUAAAUUACCCUGUCCCAGUGACUAAUCUGAACUUCCGAUCAGAUGGGACGUGGGAAGUUGAAACUCCACUUGGAGAAAUUCAAGCAAAGAGAAUUGUGAAUGCUGCAGGCUUCUGGGCCCGUGAUAUAGGCAAGAUGAUUGGCCUGCAGCACCCCCUCGUACCUGUUCAUCAUCAGUAUGUUGUGACAUCAACUAUCCCUGAAGUGAAAGCCCUAAAAACAGAAUUGCCGGUGAUUCGUGACUUACAAGGAUCAUAUUAUCUAAGGCAAGAAAGGGAUGGUCUUUUAUUUGGUCCAUAUGAAAGCAAGGAGAAGAUGAAGCUACAGGACUCAUGGGUAACAAAUGGAGUCCCACCAGGUUUUGGAAAAGAACUUUUUGAGUCUGAUUUAGACAGAAUAAUGGAGUAUGUUGAGGCUGCUAUGGAAAUGGUCCCCGUUCUGAAAAAAGCAGACAUCGUAAACACAGUUGCAGGUCCUAUCACCUAUUCUCCAGACAUUCUUCCUAUGGUGGGACCACAUCAGGGUGUCAGAAAUUACUGGGUGGCUAUUGGUUUCGGGUAUGGCAUUAUACAUGCUGGUGGCAUAGGAAAGUACCUCAGUGACUGGAUCCUUGAGGGGGAACCUCCAUUUGACCUGAUAGAAUUAGAUCCCAACCGCUAUGGAAAGUGGACCACCGUGGAAUACACAGCAGCCAAAGCAAGGGAAUCUUAUGGUUUUAAUAACAUUGUUGGUUACCCUAAAGAAGAAAGAUUUGCUGGGAGACCAACAGAGAGAACCAGUGGGCUGUAUGAUUUGCUGAAGUCAAAAUGUUCUAUGGGCUUUCAUGCAGGAUGGGAGCAACCUCAUUGGUUCUACAAACCUGGAGAUGAGCCUGGAUACAAACCCAGUUUUCGGCGCACAAAUUGGUUUGACCCUGUGGGUCGUGAGUAUAAACAGGUUAUGGAAAAAGUUGGUGUGAUUGACCUGUCACCAUUUGGCAAGUUUAAAGUAAAAGGCACAGAUGCUGUUAAGCUGCUGGAUCAUCUAUUUGCAAAUGUUGUUCCAAAGGUGGGUUCCACAAAUAUAAGCCAUAUGUUAACACCGAGAGGAAAAGUUUAUGCUGAGCUAACAGUCUCUCAACCAUAUCCUGGAGAAUUUAUGCUUGUAACUGGCUCAGGGUCAGAACUCCAUGAUCUGAGAUGGAUAGAAGAGGAAGUAACGAGAGGUAGAUAUGAAGUUGAAAUAGAAAACAUGACAGAUGAGAUGGGAGUACUUGGUGUAGCAGGUCCAUAUGCCCGACAAAUCCUCCAGAAGUUGACAAGUGAGGAUCUGAGUGAUGGUUCAUUUAAGUUUCUCCAGUCUAGACAUUUGAAACUUGCUGGCAUUGCUGUUACUGCCAUUAGGAUAUCGUACACAGGUGAAUUGGGCUGGGAGCUGUAUCAUAGAAAAGAAGAUUCUGUAGCUCUUUACAGUGCAAUCAUGGAAGCUGGCCAAAAAGAGGGAAUUGACAACUUCGGAACAUACGCUCUGAACGCUUUAAGGCUGGAAAAGGGUUUCCGAGCCUGGGGGGCAGAGAUGAACUGUGACACUAAUCCCUUGGAAGCUGGACUAGAAUACUUUGUAAAGCUGAACAAGGUUAUUGGCAACACCACAUCUGGAAGUUUCAGUUACAGUGCUCAGAAGAGUCUGGCUUUUGCAUAUGUUCCCGCAGAACUCAGCAAAGUUGGACAGAAAUUGGAAGUUGAACUUCUAGGAAAAAAUUAUCCAGCAACUGUUAUACAAGAGCCACUGGUACUGACUGAACCAGCGAGAACGCGCCUUCAGAGAAGGGGUGAAAGUCCCAAAAUCCACACAGGUUUACAACACCAGAUAAUUUGGCCAUGCCAGCCCAGCUGUGUGCCACUGGAUGAGAAACUCCUCCCAGAGCUACUUCAGGAGGCGGGAUACGUUACUCACAUGGUGGGGAAGUGGCAUUUAGGGAUGUACAGGAAAGAAUGCCUUCCAACACGCAGAGGAUUUGAUACUUACUUUGGCUAUCUUCUGGGGAGUGAGGAUUAUUAUUCUCAUGACCGUUGCAUCCUCAUCAAAGCAAAGAAUGUAACGCGCUGCGCUCUGGAUUUUCGAGAUGGAGAAGAAGUUGCAGCUGGGUUUAAAAACAUGUACUCUACUAAUUUAUUCACAGAAAGAGCUAUACAUCUUAUAGCCAAUCACAAAACCGACAAGCCUCUCUUUCUCUACCUCGCUUUCCAGUCUGUCCAUGAACCUCUUGAGGUCCCUGAAGAAUACAUGAAACCAUAUUCUUCCAUUAAAGAUGUAAAGAGGCGCCAUUAUGCAGGGAUGGUGACUCUGAUGGAUGAAGCUGUAGGAAACCUUACUGAUGCUCUGAAAAGAUAUGGUCUUUGGGACAACACAGUUCUUGUUUUCUCUACUGAUAAUGGAGGACAGACUUUGGCAGGUGGGAACAACUGGCCACUGAGAGGAAGAAAAUGGACCCUCUGGGAAGGAGGAGUGAGAGGAGUAGGCUUUGUUGCAAGUCCUUUACUGAAACAAAAAGGUGUAGAAAGUCAUGAACUCAUCCAUAUCUCUGACUGGCUGCCAACACUGGUGCACCUUGCUGGAGGACAUACCAAUGGCACUAAGCCUUUGGAUGGCUUUGAUGUUUGGAAAACUAUCAGUGAAGGAAGACGGUCCCCCAGAGUGGAACUGCUGCAUAACAUAGACCCCAUGUUUGUGGAUGACUUCCCAUGUCUUGGCAUUGACAACAGGACAUCUUUACCACAGAGCCAUUCUUUUCUGUGGGAUGAUACACUUUUCAAUAUAUCCAUGCAUGCAGCAAUUCGACGUGGAAAAUGGAAGUUACUAACUGGAUAUCCAGGCUGCAGUCAUUGGUUCCCUCCACCAUCUUUGUUCAAUGAGACAAAGAUUCAAUCAUCUGACCCACCAACAAAGAGAGUCUGGCUAUUUGAUAUUGUUCGUGAUCCUGAAGAGAAAAAUGAUUUAUCUGAAAAAUAUCCUCAUGUGGUGAAAAAACUGCUCUCACGGCUUCAGUAUUAUCAUAAACGUUCAGUGCCUGUGUUCUACCCUGAUGAGGAUCCCCACUGUGAUCCAGAAGUAACUGGGGCUUGGGGUCCUUGGGCAUAG